GCCGCCAUGUGGAACAUCUUCAAGAAGAACCAGGAGCCCGAGGCGGCUCCUGCCGCCACCACAGCGACAAUGCCCGUUGGGCCCGUGAGCAACUCCACCGAGAGUGGGGGUGCUGGGGAGAGCAAGGAGGACAUGUUCGCGAAGCUGAAGGAGAAGUUCUUCAACGAGAUGAACAAGAUCCCCCUGCCGCCCUGGGCGCUGAUCGCCAUCGCCGUGGUGACCGGCCUCCUGCUCCUCACCUGCUGCUUCUGCAUCUGCAAGAAGUGCUGCUGCCGGAAGAAGAAGAACAAGAAGGAGAAGGGCAAAGGCGCCAAGAACGCCAUGAGCAUGAAGGACAUGCAGGGCGGGCAGGACGAUGACGACGCAGAAACCGGUCUCACGGAGGGAGAGGGGGAGGGAGAGGAGGAGAAGGAGCCAGAGAACCUGGGCAAGCUGCAGUUCUCCCUGGACUAUGACUUCCAGGCCAACCAGCUCACCGUCGGCGUUCUGCAGGCCGCGGAACUGCCCGCCCUGGACAUGGGCGGCACCUCAGACCCUUACGUCAAAGUCUUCCUCCUUCCAGACAAGAAGAAGAAAUAUGAGACCAAAGUCCAUCGGAAGACGCUGAACCCUGCCUUCAACGAAACCUUCACCUUCAAGGUACCAUACCAGGAGCUGGGGGGCAAGACCCUGGUGAUGGCCAUCUACGACUUCGACCGCUUCUCCAAACACGACAUCAUCGGGGAGGUGAAGGUGCCCAUGAACACCGUGGAUCUCGGCCAGCCCAUCGAGGAGUGGAGGGACCUGCAGGGUGGGGAGAAGGAGGAGCCAGAGAAGCUGGGCGACAUCUGCACCUCCCUGCGGUACGUGCCCACGGCCGGGAAGCUCACCGUGUGCAUCCUGGAGGCCAAGAACCUGAAGAAGAUGGACGUGGGCGGCCUGUCAGACCCCUACGUGAAGAUCCACCUGAUGCAGAACGGCAAGCGGCUGAAGAAGAAGAAGACGACAGUGAAGAAGAAGACCCUGAACCCCUACUUCAACGAGUCCUUCAGCUUCGAGAUCCCCUUCGAGCAGAUCCAGAAAGUCCAGGUGGUGGUCACCGUGCUGGACUACGACAAGCUGGGCAAGAACGAGGCCAUUGGCAAGAUCUUUGUGGGCAGCAACGCCACGGGCACGGAGCUGCGGCACUGGUCGGACAUGCUGGCCAACCCCCGGAGGCCCAUCGCCCAGUGGCACUCGCUGAAGCCCGAGGAGGAGGUGGACGCUCUGCUGGGCAAGAACAAGUAG
This is a messenger RNA of Molossus molossus (Pallas's mastiff bat), 1266 nucleotides long. RefSeq names its product synaptotagmin 2 (gene SYT2). The coding region runs from base 7 to 1266 and encodes 419 amino acids. Gene Ontology annotation, molecular function: calcium-dependent phospholipid binding; phosphatidylserine binding; calcium ion binding. Gene Ontology annotation, cellular component: synaptic vesicle membrane; dense core granule; axon. The transcript has 8 exons. The record is from RefSeq and is a predicted model, not a curated record. NCBI's taxonomy places the organism in Eukaryota, Metazoa, Chordata, Mammalia, Chiroptera, Molossidae. Gene Ontology annotation, biological process: regulation of calcium ion-dependent exocytosis; synaptic vesicle endocytosis; cellular response to calcium ion.